GUAAUGGAUAUGUUCGGAAAUAGCCAAACCCAAGUUUCAACAACCGAUUUAUAUGGAAAUGUGCAAACGUCUGUGCAAAGUACUCAAUAUGACAUGUUCGGAAAUCCUAUAGAAAGUGAAGUAAAUUACCAAACUGGACUUACUGGAACCGAAUUUAACCAAUACUAUUCUGAUGGAUUUGGAAACAUGCAAAUGGAAUAUUCCAAUAGUAACAUGAUGGGAAAUAAUAUGAUGAUGAACCCUAUGUUGAGCAAUGCUAUGUUAGCUAAUGGUAUGAUGGGUAUGGGCAUUCCGAUGAAUGGAUAUGCCUACUUAUUGGAUCCAGAAGAACAACAAGAGAUCAUGCAAGACCAACUUAAAGACCAAAAGAAAGUUAUUUCAAAAAUGAUAAACAAAAUGGAUUCUUCGUCUGGAAGUUCAUCCAGCACUGUUAAUGGACAUGGUUUGACUGAUCAUGUGGGCAAUGUAGUAUUAGGUGGUGUCCUGGGUGGUUUGGGAGACACCGUAGGAAGUGGUCUCUUAGGAGGACUUCUAUAA
Molecule: messenger RNA, 537 nt
Organism: Ctenocephalides felis (cat flea)
Lineage: Eukaryota; Metazoa; Arthropoda; Insecta; Siphonaptera; Pulicidae
Exons: 3
Coding region: 4-537 (177 amino acids)
Source: RefSeq, a predicted model, not a curated record